Vigna angularis (adzuki bean) is the source of this 1975-nucleotide messenger RNA. RefSeq lists its product as uncharacterized. NCBI's taxonomy places the organism in Eukaryota, Viridiplantae, Streptophyta, Magnoliopsida, Fabales, Fabaceae. The record is from RefSeq and is a predicted model, not a curated record. The transcript is spliced from 4 exons. The coding region runs from base 265 to 1581 and encodes 438 amino acids.
AUAGAAGGAAAAACAGACACAAAACAUAACGAUUUGAUUUCUUGGAAGAUAGGUUAGGUUGGUCGGGUGUUAAAUAUAUACAUAUAUAUAUUGUACAAAGCACGUUGGCGUCCCAGAAGCAACACAACAAACCAACAGUCGCCACCGAUAACACUAAGAAACGUUUGCAAAAUUUGAUGCUUCCCGCUUCUUCCUCUGUUACACUGUUCACUCUCUUUCUCGCUCAACUUUCUCCUUCAUUUUCACUUUUUCCCUAUUCUAGCAAUGUCGAGUUUUACUGCCAUAGCACUGGAUAGGUUGAUAGAGCCGGGAGAUUCAAAUCCGGUUGAUAAAUCUACUCGAACUUCCAUUCCUAUUCCGAACUCACAGAAGCUCGAGAGGAGUAAUAAAGCACCUGCCAAUAAAAGUAAGGCUCUUCGUCCUCCAUUGAAGCCUACGCUUUAUUCCACUCCUGAGGUGACACCCCUUCCGGAAACUCCUUCCUCGUUCCCUCCUUCACCAUACAUCAUCAACCACAAACGUCGUGGCCCAAGUCUUCUCAUCAAGAGUUCCUCUGAUUCUGAUGUGGAUAUUCAUAAUGAUGAAAAUGUUAAUGACAAGAACUUUGAUGCUGUUUUUGCAAGUUCAGCUGGUGACCUCCAUGUUACUUUUACAAACACUGAACUUGUUAAAGAGGAUAUGGUGAAUGGUGUCUAUGACGGCAAACUGGAUAGCAGCAAUGGUGGUGACCCUGCAAAUUGUACCAGAGAAACUGAAAGUAGUAUCUUAACCGAUUAUUUACUCAAGGACAAGUCACUGACAUUGAAUUUGGACAGAGCUAGAGAGGUUGAAGACUUUUUUGAUCCACCAGAUUCAAUGAGUUUUGCAAGCAACACAGAUGGGGAAGAAAAUGCAACAGACCUUUCUAUGAAAUUUAGCAGUCCUAUUGGGGAGUAUUAUGAUGCAUGGGAAGAAUUUUCUUCCACCAUGAGUCAAAAUUCUAUACACGAUGUUGAUAUUGAAGUUGAAUUGCGUGAAAUGAGAUUAAGUAUGUUGAUAGAGAUUGAAAAGCGGAAGAAAGCAGAAGAAUCUCUAAAUACCAUGAGAAGCCAAUGGGAAAGUAUCAGGCAAGGAUUAUAUCAAGCAGGGAUUAUAUUGCCUGCAGAGCUGACUUCUGUUGCGAAGGAUGAGCAGCUAAUUUCUGAUGGUGUGGAAGAUCUAUGUCAACAAGUUUAUAUUGCUAGAAUUAUAUCAAAUACCAUUGGAAAAGGAAUUGCUAGGGCAGAGGUAGAGGCAGAGAUGGAAGCUCAACUAGAGGCAAAGAACUUUGAUAUUGCUCGACUUAUGGAACGUCUCCGUUGUUAUGAGACCAUGAAUAGGGAGAUGUCUCAGAGGAACCAGGAAGUAGUAGAGAUGACACGGCGUGAGAGACAAAGAAGAAACAAGAGGCAGAGAUGGAUUUGGGGUUCCAUCACAACUGUGAUUGUUCUUAGUACGGCUGCAUUAGCAUGGUCUUAUCUCCCUAUGGAUAUAGGAUCAUCCUCUACUGAACGUGAUCUGACUCCUGAAUAUGAUGAUGCAGUCAAGCAAUUCACAACAUAAUGCAAUGUUGAAUUAUGGUAGGUAGGGAGAGUAAUAAAAGUCUUACAUGCCAUUACAUGUUCAGCUUCUUUUGUUAUCAGUAGCAAUUUUCUGGCAGUGAGGCUAGCGGUUUCACUUGGAAAUUUUGAGGCUACCUUUAACCUUGUGAUCCAUCCGGCACAAUGCUGUUAUGAUAAUUCUCUGGUCCAGCAGUGAAGAAUGUCCUUGUAGAAUUUGAGCUUGUCUAUGUUGGUUUGUGGUAGUAAAAUACAAAUUUUGGUAAUUCGUUGACACUACAGGUUGACAUAGGUCACAGAUGCAUUCCCUUAUCGAUUCAGAUAAAUGACUGUUAAUAGCAAUAAUCCUACUCUACGUAUUUGCUUUGCAAUAAAUCACUGUUGUUCCUAAUAAAAAA